UCUUGCUUGUCUUCCUCCCUAGCUAUAAGCCACUCAACCCAACCAAGAAAUCAACCCAAUUUCUGAUCGCAAAGUCAAAAUCUUGCACGCCAUGGAUGCCAACGGCGACGGCCUGCACACCAAUGGCGCCGCCGCCACCACCCAGGGGAAGCCCAUCACAUGCAAAGCGGCGGUGGCGCACGGCCCCGGCGAGCCGCUGGUGAUGGAGGAGGUGGAGGUGGCGCCGCCGGCGGCGAUGGAGGUGCGGGUCAAGGUGCUCUUCACCUCCAUCUGCCACACUGACCUCAGCUCCUGGAAGGGAGAGAACGAGCUGCAGCGAAAGUUUCCUCGCAUCUUGGGUCAUGAGGCUGCCGGGGUGGUAGAGAGCGUGGGGGAGGGAGUGAAGGACCUAGCUCCGGGCGAUCACGUCGUCCCCAUCUUCUCCGGCGAGUGCGGCGCGUGCGCGUACUGCGAGAGCAGCAAGACCAACCUCUGCAAGACCUACCGCGUCGACCCGUUCAAGAGCACCAUGGUCUCCGACGGCGGCACCCGGUUCGCCAUCGUCGACCGCUCCUCCGGCGAGCGCCGCCCGGUUUACCACUUCCUCAACACCUCCACUUUUGCCGAGUACACCGUGCUCGACGCUGCCUGCGCCGUCAAGAUCAACCCCAAGGCUCCAUUGGAGAAGAUGAGUCUCCUCAGCUGUGGGGUGUCCACAGGAGUGGGAGCUGCAUGGAACACUGCAAAUGUGUCCAAGGGAUCCACCGUGGCAAUAUUCGGGCUUGGUGCCAUUGGUCUUGCGGUUGCUGAAGGUGCCAGAUUAAGAGGAGCAUCACGAAUCAUCGGAGUUGACAUAAACCCUGAAAAAUUCUCUAAAGGCAAGGAGAUGGGCAUCACUGACUUUAUCAACUCCAAGGCAUGUGGCAAGCCUGUCCAUGAGGUUAUCAUGGAGAUGACAGAUGGCGGUGUCGAUUACAGCUUCGAGUGCACCGGCAUCGCCGAUGUUCUACGGGAGGCCUUCGUUUCCACGCAUGAUGGUUGGGGCCUGACCGUGGUUCUUGGGAUCCAUGCGACGCCCAGGAUGCUGCCGCUGCACCCGAUGGAGCUCUUCGAUGGCCGUCGGAUCACUGGCUGUGUUUUUGGCGAUUUCAAGGGCAAAUCCCAGCUUCCUGAAAUCGUGGACAAGUGCAUGCAGGGUGAGAUUAACAUAAAUUUUGAUGGGUUUAUAACCCACGAGAUGCCCUUCGCCGACAUCAACAAAGCUUUCCAGUUGCUGGAGGAGGGGAAAUCACUCAGAUGUUUACUCCAUGUCUGAUGACACAUGUGGAUUAGUUGUAAAUCCGAGUACAAAAAUAAAUCAAGCAUAAAUGUUUUGGCAGUUUUUGGAUGUAUAACGCUCUUGUAAAUAAAAUCAGUUGAACUUUGUUUCAAAAAGAUAAUUAUUCAUUGCUAUAUAGCAUUAAUAUUUGUAAAGGGUGUGUAUAUGAGAGUGUGCGUCUUUUUAUAAUCGCAAAAAAAAAAUAUUUGUAGCCGAGUUUAACACUUGUUUC
Messenger RNA from Oryza brachyantha (malo sina), 1529 nucleotides. Its product is annotated as alcohol dehydrogenase-like 4. NCBI's taxonomy places the organism in Eukaryota, Viridiplantae, Streptophyta, Magnoliopsida, Poales, Poaceae. The record is from RefSeq and is a predicted model, not a curated record. Gene Ontology annotation, cellular component: cytosol. Gene Ontology annotation, biological process: formaldehyde catabolic process. Gene Ontology annotation, molecular function: S-(hydroxymethyl)glutathione dehydrogenase [NAD(P)+] activity; zinc ion binding. The coding region runs from base 92 to 1294 and encodes 400 amino acids. The transcript has 10 exons.